UUUUGGAAGCUUUUCGCGCGGGAACAGAAACAUUCAAACAUUUAAUUCGAAAUUCAAAUAUCGUGUAAUAUGGACUUUGUGCGUUUAAUUUAAAUAAAAAUUAAAAUGAAUAUGUCGCUGGGGAAACAACCUACGGACCAUAUUAAAAGGCCCAUGAACGCCUUCAUGGUCUGGUCCAGGGGUCAGAGGCGGAAAAUGGCACAAGAUAACCCGAAAAUGCAUAAUUCUGAAAUUUCUAAGCGGCUGGGUGCUGAGUGGAAGUUGCUUUCUGAAAUGGAAAAACGGCCUUUUAUCGACGAAGCGAAACGAUUGAGAGCCCUGCACAUGAAAGAACACCCAGAUUACAAAUACAGACCUCGCCGGAAACCAAAGGCUCUUGUGAAGAAAGAACCCAAAUUCGGUUUCAAUAUCUCCGGUCUAAUGGCACCAGUCCCUCGUCUGGUCACUCCGCUCCCACAGCCAGUGCCACAAUUGCCCGUUCCACAUCACUUUGACAAGCCGGACCUUGGAAGACUGUUCCCACCACUGCCUUAUCCGUUUUAUCCCUUUGCGAAGUUACCGGAUGACGGGAAAUUGGCUGCAGAACUCGCACACUUACAGUCCAAUUAUUUCCAGGCCCUUUACGGCGGUGCGUUAUACAGCAGUGCACUAUACAAUAGUGCAUUAUCGCCUUGCGGAUGUCCGCCACGAAGGACGCCGUCACCACCACCCGAUGUGAAGCGUCCGGUAGCUUACAUCCUCAUGAAGAGUGAUGAGGAACCUCCUCAGCAUGUUAUAUGAAGGCCGGUUGCCCUCCCAGCGCGACCUUACCAGCACUGGGAGAGGCCGUCCACUUCGACAGAGAGAGAUAGCAGCACUCCCGACAGUGUUUAAAGUGUCUCUUUCGCUCUUGAACAGUUUUCGUUUUAGUAACCUGCGUGGCCGGUGUAGUCGUUAAUAAAUUAAUGUAUAAAUAAAACUAGUCUCUAAGCUUUUAUCCUGUAUAAAAUCAUAUGUAAUAAGUUGGUCUUUUACACGCAAAAUUAUUGCUGUAGAUAGUUAUUUAGACGCUUUAUGAACUGAAGUAAGAAAAACAAGAAAAUUUAAAUAUUAGUAUUGAAAGCACUGGCAGACGAAUAAUAUGGCAUAUAAAUAUAUUAUAUAAUUAUUGUUAGUUACGCUAAAAUUAUCUUAAAGAAGCUCUCGAUUUAAGAAAGACUGAUAAAUUUAUUUUUACUGUAACGCGUUGCAAACAACCACUGUUGUGCAAAAUUUUAA
Molecule: messenger RNA, 1257 nt
Organism: Pieris napi
Lineage: Eukaryota; Metazoa; Arthropoda; Insecta; Lepidoptera; Pieridae
Product: transcription factor SOX-14-like
Exons: 3
Coding region: 106-780 (224 amino acids)
Biological process (GO): anatomical structure morphogenesis; regulation of DNA-templated transcription; cell differentiation
Molecular function (GO): DNA-binding transcription factor activity, RNA polymerase II-specific; RNA polymerase II cis-regulatory region sequence-specific DNA binding
Source: RefSeq, a predicted model, not a curated record